Microplitis demolitor is the source of this 4682-nucleotide messenger RNA. It is a transcript of the gene ari-1, whose product is annotated as E3 ubiquitin-protein ligase ariadne-1. The transcript is spliced from 9 exons. Gene Ontology annotation, biological process: protein polyubiquitination; positive regulation of proteasomal ubiquitin-dependent protein catabolic process; ubiquitin-dependent protein catabolic process. Gene Ontology annotation, cellular component: ubiquitin ligase complex; nucleus; cytoplasm. The record is from RefSeq and is a predicted model, not a curated record. Gene Ontology annotation, molecular function: ubiquitin conjugating enzyme binding; ubiquitin protein ligase activity; zinc ion binding. The coding region runs from base 388 to 1914 and encodes 508 amino acids. NCBI's taxonomy places the organism in Eukaryota, Metazoa, Arthropoda, Insecta, Hymenoptera, Braconidae.
UGUGUCAAUACAAAACAUUUCAUGUAUCCAUGUACAUAUAUAUACAUACACAUCUAUAUAUUUAUAUGUACAGUACAGUUGCGCUGGUGCUAAGCACGAAAAAAAGAAAUUUCUUCAGUAGUACUAUAUAGUAUUUAGAGUACAGUAAAGUCCUAUUAUAUUUUCUUAAUUAUUUAAAACGAGGUUAAUGAGUAAUGGUUUAUUGUUAAUCUCUUUUGCGUGACGUCAUAAAGUAGAACUACACAAGGGUCAUGUCCAUUCUUUGUUGUCUUUAUAUUAAUCAUCAUUAUUUGUUUGCUAUUUUAUAAUUUAUUAAUCAGAUUUCAAGUUUAAGAAAGCUGGCAAGUGAUACUUGAGAAAAAAGUAGAAAGUUAUUGUUAAAUAACAAUGGAUUCCGAGGAAGAGACUCUUUAUGAUGAAGUUGAUUCAGGCAAUGAAUCUAGUGGCGAUGAUGUUGAUUUUGCAAUGGAAAUAGAGGCUGGUAAUCCAAGGGAACGUAGUAAUGAUACUGAUGACUAUCCAUUUGAAGUACUGACUACUGAAGAAAUCGUACAGCACAUGGUUGAUUCUAUCAAGGAAGUUAACACUGUUGUUGAAAUACCAGCAACGACAACACGAAUUCUUCUGAAUCACUUUAAAUGGGAUAAAGAAAAAUUAAUGGAGCGAUUUUAUGACGGUGAUCAAGAGAAAUUAUUUUCAGAAGCUCGUGUUGUUAAUCCAUUUCGUAAAGGUUCAAUAAUCAGCCGUUCAAGAUCACAAAAUUCGUCAAGAAGAACUUCCACAAACGGCACUGAAGAAUGUGGUAUUUGCUUCGUCACACUUCCAUCCUCGAUGAUGACUGGUUUAGAAUGUGGGCAUCGUUUCUGUACAGCGUGUUGGGGUGAAUAUUUAACAACUAAAAUAAUGGAAGAGGGUGUUGGCCAAACAAUAGCUUGUGCUGCCCACGCAUGCGAUAUUCUCGUAGAUGAUGCCAGUGUGAUGCGUUUAAUAAGAGAUUCAAAAGUAAAACUUAAAUAUCAGCAUCUUAUCACUAAUAGCUUCGUCGAGUGUAACAGAUUACUAAGGUGGUGUCCAUCACCAGACUGCAAUAGCGCUAUAAAAGUGCAAUAUGUCGAACCAAAACCAGUGACAUGCAAAUGCUCACAUACAUUUUGUUUUCACUGCGGUGAAAAUUGGCACGAUCCAGUUAAAUGUCAUUUACUACGUAAGUGGAUUAAGAAAUGUGACGAUGAUUCAGAAACAUCUAAUUGGAUUGCUGCAAACACUAAAGAAUGCCCUAAGUGUAAUGUAACAAUUGAGAAAGAUGGUGGCUGUAAUCACAUGAUUUGUAAAAAUCAAAAUUGUAAGACAGAGUUCUGUUGGGUAUGUUUGGGACCCUGGGAACCACAUGGCUCCAGUUGGUACAAUUGCAAUCGCUAUGAUGAAGAAGAGGCUAAAGCCGCUCGAGAUACUCAACAAAAAUCACGAUCAGCAUUACAGAGAUAUCUGUUUUAUUGCAAUCGUUACAUGAAUCAUUUGCAGUCGCUUAAGUUUGAGAGUAAACUUUAUGCAAGUGUUAAAGAAAAAAUGGAAGAAAUGCAGCAGCACAACAUGUCUUGGAUUGAGGUACAGUUUUUGAAAAAAGCCGUUGAUAUUUUAUGCCUGUGUAGGCAAACACUUACGUACACUUACGUAUUUGCUUAUUACUUACGUAAAAAUAAUCAAUCGGUUAUUUUUGAAGAAAACCAGAAAGAUUUGGAAGGAGCUACUGAAGUAUUAUCUGAAUAUCUUGAAAGAAAUAUCACUAGUGAAAAUCUUGCUGAUAUUAAACAGAAAGUUCAAGAUAAAUAUCGGUACUGCGACAGCCGGAGGAAAGUAUUGUUAGAACACGUUCACGAAGGAUACGAAAAAGAAUGGUGGGAUUACAUGGAAUAAAAUGGAAUAUUAAAAGCUUAUUAUUUAAAAUAAGUGUCAAUACCAGUUAUUAAUCCUUUCCCUUUCCGUGACCGCCUCAUCUGUGAUAACCCGAAAAGAAAUAAUUAAAAAAAUUAAAAUUAAAACUAAAAAAAGAAAAUAAGGUCGCCAAAGUUAUUCUGUAUUCAAAUAUUUAUAUUUAACAACAAAUUAAUAUUAUUUCUCGAUGCUUAUUAUAAAAAUAUAUAAAAUUUUGACGGCCCCGAAAUUUAAGUAAAAUUAUUAAUAAUAAUAAUACUAAUAAUAAUAAUAAUAAUAAUAAUAAUAAUUAAUAAUAAAUAUCAUUAUGCGCAUUAAUCAUAUUAAUGUUACAUAUUUAUUGUGAUUGUGUUAUUUUUUCUCGGAUCGAUUUUUCGUUAUUAUUUUUUUUUUAAAUGUAAUACCUCUUACACAGUGGCGGUUCGAGAUACUUAAACUUAAAUUAAGUAAUAAAUAAAUAAGUAAUAAACAUUAAAUAAUUGAUUUUUAGUGAUUGGUGUUAGAUAAAAAAAUAAAAAAAAAAGAAAAAAAUUAAACGGCCAUAUGAAUUAAAUUAAAGUGGUGCAAGUGAAUUUUAAAAAGAAAUAUUUUUAUUGGCCGUCAAUUAAAAAAAUUUUUGUUGAUACAUACAUGUGUAUAUAUUAGGGUAGUCAGUUUGGAACGACUAUUUUUUUCAAUCUUACAUUAAAAAAGAAAUUCCCUGAAAGUUUCAUGUCUUAAUUUUAAUUUUAAGAACUUUACAUUUGAUUUUGAAUUUUUCCUAUUUAAAAUACAUAGGAAAGUUUGGAUUUUUUUUUUUCUCUAUAGCUUGACCGCAUUUCAAGUUGUCGGGUCGCCUUUUGCGUCAUUUUGUAGGUUAUUCAAUAUUCUUAAAAAGUCUCCUUAGUAAUUUUACUGAGAGUCUAAUUGUUUUUUCUGUAUUGAUUCUGAAAAUCAUUUUUUUGAUGAUAAUUUGGGUUUUUAGUUGAUAUUGACUAAAUAACGAAAUUUACAGUAAAAAUGCAGAUAAGGAUUUUUUAGGAAAUUUGAUUCUCUACAAAAAAGGUCCUCUUAGUUAAGUGGCUCAAGUUCUUCGUUUACGUGAUAUAGGACUUUAUAAAUUUUGUAAAUAAAAUAUUUGUCAAAAAUUAAUAAAACGAAAAUUAUUUACUCAUUAAAAAUUAAAAUUAAAAGGCAUUUGGUCGAAUUUUAAAAAAAAUAUUUUAUUUACAAAAUUAAUAAAAUCCCUCUAUUACGUGAACGAAGAACCUGAGCCACUUAACUAAGAAGACCUUUUUUGUAGAGAAUCAAAUUUUCUAAAAAAUAGUUAUCUGCAUUUUUACUGUAAAUUUCGUUAUUAGAUCAAUAUCAACUAAAAACCCUUAUUAUUAACCAAAAAAUGAUUUUCAGAGCCAUUACAGAAAAAACAAUUAGAAUCUCAGUAGAAUUACUUCGGAGACUUUUGAAAAGUAUUGAAUAACCUACAAAAUGCCGCAAACGGCGACCCGAUAAUUUGAAAUGCGGCUGAGCUACAGAGAAUUUAGAAAACAAUCCUAACCUUCCUAUGCAUUUUAAAUGGGAAAAAUUCAAAAUCAAAUGUAGAGUACUUGAAAUUAAAAUUAACACAUGAAUCUUUCAAGAAAUUUCUUUUUCAAUGUGGGAGUGAAAACAAAUUAGCCGUUCCAAACGGGCCACCCAAAUCUAUAUAUAUAUAUAUAUAAUAAUUUAGUGGUAAUCAAUUUAAUUAUAAGUAAAUAAAAAGUUUAAUAAAUAAAUUAUCAUUUAGCAAGCUAAUAUAUGGACGUACUGAGAAUAAAUCUCAUUUUCCUUUUUUUUUCUUUUUUUUUUUUUUCCUAUUAAUAAAACGUAGCAAUGACAUCAAUUAUAAAUGUUAUUGAUAGAUAUACAUAAAUAAAUAUAUUGUUACUCAUAAUUGUUUAUUAUAUAUUUGUUUUUAAAAAAAUUAAUCUUCUGAGUGUACGAUCUCGAGUAAAAAUUUUUUUUUAACUUUUUAUCGUUAUCAUUUUUUUGAUCAUUAUUAUCAAUUAUUAUAAUUAUUUGAACAAUAGUAUAUUUAUUAUCAAUGCUCUCUUCGUCUUUUAUUUUUCUUAAAUAUAUACACAUUUAUUAUAUGUACUCUUAAUCGUUGUAUCUCUUUUCAAUUUUAUGAAAAUACGUCCAGGCUAAAACUGCCACAAUUUAAACUGCGUACUAUUAAAACUGAAAUUUAAAAUAAAUUUCAAAUAAUUAAAAAACAUUAAUUUUAAAAAAUUUUUAUUUUUAUUCUAGUUUUCCAGCAAUUGGGUUUUUAAUUGAUAUGUUUCUACAUAUAUAUGUAUAUAUUUUUUUUAAAUUUAUCAUAAGGAGGGAAAUCGGUCUGAGAUAUAAAAAAAAAGGAUAUUUUUGUGAUUUUUUUUUUUCAGAGUAAAUUCUUUUUAAAAAUUCUCAAAGUCUGUGACAUUAUUAAGCAUCAUUCCAAGAAUAUUCUGCUAAAUUUUCAUAAAAAUAUAUUGAAAAAUAAGCCAGUGGUAGUGGGGAGAGACGACGGAUUUUUUUUUUUCAAUAACUACUUAUUUUUUAAUUAAACAAAAGAAGCAAUUUUUGGGAAAAAUCAGAGUUUUUUGAUUGAAUCUUUACCAAAAAUUCAAAAAUAAAUAUUUUGUGUUUUCCUUCGUUCAAAUCCAAGGUAAACUUAUGUACAAAAGAAGUAUUUGGUUUUUCAAUUACAGAUGAAGAAGUCAUGAGUUAUCCUACCUAAGGCAUGGAGACUU